GAGACGCUGAUUCUCCCAACCACAGUAGCUAGUCUGCUAGCUAGCUAACUUUAAAGCUUCCAAAGACAUGAACCGCAAAAGAAACCACAGUUUCACUGAAACAAGCCUUUCUCCCGACGCUCAAAACGCAUUCAUGGACACGCCGGGGCCUGCGGUGCGAGCCGACGAUGAUUUCUUGGAAUUCGAGCCCGACGAGGAGAUACUCUGCUCGGUGAGCGACAUCACCGAACACCUUGGAAGAAACAUAAAAGUGGUGCUCGAGACUGCAUUGUCCGAAAUCAGGAAAAUGGUCAGCGUCAGGAUACGGGUUCUGAAAAUUGAGCUUCGGGAGAAAACAGACGAAAUUGAAGUCCUAAAAGCAAGACUGGAGGUACAAAGAGACGGUAGGGACCCGUACCCCGGCGGAAUGACCACCGAGGCAUCAUCUGUAUUCCGAAAAUCUGACUUGUUCCAUUCGGGCAGCAAGCACAACAACGACCCCAAGAAAGCCAAACCAGCCAUGCCUGGCGUAAAGAAAGAAAACAUAAAUGCCAUUUGCGACUAUCUGAUGAAAGAUAAGAAUUCACGGGGUGCUGAAGCGGACAGCGACCCGAGCAAUCCUCCGUCUGGUAGCGACAGGGACAGCCGCCACGAUCCCCAGCCGCACUCCCUCAACCUGUGGCCGGACACCAUCCCUGACGCGGGGCCUGGAGAUGAGGACUCGGACUCGAACACGGAUGACAUAUUCGGCAUGCUACCAUCGGGAAGCAAACGGAUCUACGACUACGAAUGGAUGACGGGGGUGGAGUACACGUCGGAUUUGAAAGGUAAACUUAUCAAUCACUCACUGCACCAAUCAAUCACUGUUAUGUGUAUUGGUCAUGGAGUAGGGGAGAAAUUGGGAAUUGAUAUGCUGGAUGUUAUCCAGUCUUGCACCGUUGCAUGUGUCUAUGUAAAGGCUGUAUAGGCCCACUCUACUUUUCUCUAAAUGGGCAUAAUAAAACCCAAACCAUGUGUUUGUUUAUGCAGGUAUGAGGGAGCCUAAAUGUGAGACAACACCAGAUGAAGAUGAAGAAGAAAAAGAUGAGGAAGAGGGUGAUGAGUCAAAGAAAGAAAGGGAUGGUGGAUUGGAGCAUCCCUCAGUCCCUUUUUCCCAUGACGCCCACACCCCUGACUUUCCCUUAGCCCUCCAGGGCUCUCCAGGAGGGGAGGGUAACGGUUCUAUGGAGGACCAUGUGGAUCGACUAGAACCAGGUGAGAGGAGAGGGAGAAGACCUUUACACGUCACUUCAUGUCAUCAUUCAUUUGUGAUCUGUCAUCUUCAUCUUUCUUUGCACAUGUAACUUUUUUGCUCCAUGCAUUUUGCAAAUAUAUAUAUUUUUUUUAGUUUUUCAGUGUGUUGACAACCUUCUGACCAAUCCUUAUUGCUGCUGCUUUGGCUGCAUGCUUCAAUUCCAUGCUUAGGAACUCUAGCGGACUGAGUGCAAUAACUGUAAUCAUUAAUGUGUCUGUUCACAGGACAGCAGUUUCCCUCCCACACAUACCUCUGCCCACUGUGUGGAACCUUCUGCCCCGACUCCUUGUUCCUGGAGGAACACCUCAAGCUGAUACACGGCAACACCACCGGCACCCACAGCGCCCUGCAGUCCACCUCCACUGCACCCCUCACUCUGGGGGAGGGUAGCAGUAACGCCAAGCAUGGGAGCAUGGGGGCCGGAGCCGGGGGGAUGAGCCUAGCAAGAGGAGGCGGGGGAGGGACGAGGGAGAAGAAAGUGGAAGGGGGCUACGAGUGCGGCGACUGUGGCCGCCAUUUCAACUACCUGGGCAACCUGCGGCAGCACCAGCGCAUCCAUACAGGGGAAAAGCCCUUCAUAUGCCCUGAGUGUGGGGAGAGGUUCCGGCACGCUGCCCGAUUGAAGAGUCACCGGCUGGGGCACAACGGCGGGCAGAGCCCCUUCCCUUGCCCCCAGUGUGGGAAAGGCUUCCCGGUGCUCUCAGGCUUAAAGAGGCACCAGCGGGUGCAUACGGGGGAGAGUCCCUACGCGUGCCAGCAGUGUGGGAGGCGCUUCAAGGAGCUGGGUAACCUCUAUACCCACCAGAGGAUCCAUAGUGGUGCCACGCCCUAUUGCUGCCAGCAAUGUGGGAGGAGCUUCCGUCACCUGGGCACCUACAAGAGCCACCGCUGCACCCCCAUACAGUGA
Coregonus sp. 'balchen' is the source of this 2180-nucleotide messenger RNA. The record is from the annotation of a GenBank genome assembly. NCBI's taxonomy places the organism in Eukaryota, Metazoa, Chordata, Actinopteri, Salmoniformes, Salmonidae.